GCCUACAUCUUUUUAGUGUCAUCUACUUUUAGACAAAUACAACAUCUGUCUUACUUUGAAACAAAAGCCCAUAGUUCUUUGAAAGCAAACGCUUAUACAGGAAAGGCAAACUGGCUAGCAAGACCCACGAAACUGCGACUAGUAAUAUUGUUCUAAUAAGAUGUCUGUAAACUUACCAAGUCUACUGUUGGCUCUGGUGGUUACAGUUAGUUUUAAGACAGUUACCUGUUUCAGUAAUGGAAAAGUAACAGUUGCUUGCACGAGCAUGGAACCAAGUCAUGGUCAGCAUUCUAGCACAAAACCCAACACAUAUACAAUAACAGCGAACAAGGAUAAAUUUAGUCCUGGGGAUCAAGUCCAAGUAACCCUGUCUGCUUCCAAAUCUGGGACUACAUAUUUCAAGGGUUUUCUUAUUGAAGCUCGGGAUGCUGGAAAUCUUGAUGGUGGUGCACUGGGAUCAUUUACUCUUGUUAAUAGCACUGACUCACAGCUAUUGAAUUGUGGCCCCACACAGGGAUCAGCUGUGAGCCACACAAGUGAUAGCAAAAAGAGACAAAUCCAAGUUAUCUGGAACUCUCCGGAAAGCGUCCCAUCCAGUGUCCAAUUUCUAGUGACGGUGGUUCAGAAGUACCGUGAUUACUGGGUGAAAAUCCUUGGCCCUGUGGUGUCUCAGGCUGGGGUUACUCCAGGACCACCCCACCCCACCCACUCUGCUGCAACAACCACAACACCGGCUGUACUUCCAAGACCAUUCAGCUCUGAGGGCUGUGGCAUCAGGAAGUCCUGCCUGCGGGACCCUGUGGGCUGUGACCCAGAGCUGCAGCCCUUCUGCUUCUUCCUCUCCUUCACCACAGCGGGGCAGAGCACACUGUUUGAGCUCAGUGGGCCAGCUAACGGCUACAUAUCCUUCGCGCUGUCACUGGAUAGAUGGAUGGGGAAUGACGACAUGUACCUGUGUGUGAAAGAUGGUAACAAGGUGGACAUUGAUGCUGCCUUUGUCACAGGCCGAAGCCAUCCAGUGGUGGCAUCAGAGAACUUUCUAACAGACACAGCCUGGAGGCUGUCAGACGGGGUCAUCCAAUGCAGGUUCCGCAGGAACAUUCACAUCCCACAGGACCUCACCAGAUUCAGCCUGAACGAGAGCUACUACCUGUUCAUGGCACAUGGGCGAGCAGAAAAUGGUAUGAUCCACAGACACGGCAGACAGCCUCUGAUAUCUGCCUUUCAGACAGUUAUCACUGGGCCCCCUCAGAAUCUGACUGGGUCACGCUCUCCUUUGCUCAUGAAAUUCCAUGGGGCUUUUAUGCUUAUUGCCUGGAUGUCCACGGUCAACAUUGGUAUUAUUAUUGCGCGCUACUUCAAAGACGAUUGGACUGAUAGAGCCCUCUGCGGGCAGAGGGUUUGGUUUCAGGUACAUCGAGCCUUGAUGGUCCUCACCGUGCUGCUGACCUCUGUGGCAUUCAUUCUACCCUUUAUUUACCGAGGGGGCUGGAGUCAUCGUGCUGGAGCUCACCCUUACCUUGGCUGUACUGUCAUGUUUCUUGCGGUGAUUCAGCCUGUGAUGGCUCUGCUCAGACCCCGACCAGACUCCGCAAGAAGGUACAUAUUCAAUUGGAUGCAUUUUGGUGCUGGUACUAUUGCAGAGAUAAUUGCUGUUGUUGCCAUAUUCCUGGGGAUCCAUCAGCAGGCUCUGGUUCUUCCUGGACCCUGGUCCACGGGCGUCCUGGCAGGAAUGGUUGUGUGGGGCGUGGUAGCAGAGCUGCUUCUGGAGUUUCACAGUAAAGGCUUUUUCAAAUUGGGAAGUGGCAACUCGGAAGAUAAAGAUGAAAUUCUGCCUGAAUCCACAGAAUUAACCAGUUGUGAAGGCGGUGUGUUUAAAAGGGUUGUGUUGGCGGUCUUCCUCAGCGGGAAUGUGGCACUGCUGAGCUGUCUCUUGUACUCCAUCAGCAGCAUCUGAGAACAUCGCCUCACCUGGCCCCAUUUUUAAAUAUCUUCCUAAUGCUGCCAAAUGUAACGCACAAUGCUAAGUCUUCUGAGACAGACUGCACUGAUCGCUGGGCUAGGGGGAGGAUUGAUAGCUGUAAGUCUGGUUUAAGAUGCUUCAAAGCAAUGCAACAUUCUGCAUCUGAAAGUGUGGGUGUGUUUUCUUUAAUGUUGAAAGGGGCUUAACAGGUGUGGAGAAAUGCACUGAGAAUGACUUGAAUAUUGUUGGAUGUGCAUGAGACUUAUGCUUGAACGCUAGUAAUUUGCAUAACGUAUUUACUUAGCUGUCUUGUUAAUUGUGUAAUGCAGGCAGUAUUGUGCCUUUCCUGCAGAUUGACACAAUUUCUUAUUACUGUUCAGCUGAGCUUGCAUGGUGAAACAGGCUAUAUUUUCAAGCAUUUUCACUUAACAUUCAAACUUUAAGCCCAAUAUAACAUUUUAUGUGAUCUGGCUUCUGUAUUUCAUUUUUUUGCAAUCACAAAACAAGCAUUUUAAACAUACUGAUUUUUCUGUUCUUAAAAUUUGAUGUAACAUGUCUAUUUGUUUCUAUAUUUGUUACUCCAACAUUUUACAUAAAUGUCCACGUGUGGAUUAAAUAUUUUUAAAGACUACGUGGUUAAUAUGUUUUAAAAUGGAAGGGCUAAGCCUGUAGAAGUGAUCAGAUGUUAUGUCCCUUGGAAGAAUAAUUAAUUAAAAAUUUAUAUUAAAUAUACACUCAAUUUGUAAAACAUUUCUAAUGGUAAUUUUUAGUAAUUUAACAGAAUUUAUAAAUAUGGUUUACAUUCAAUAAUGUUUAUUUUAACAUCAUUUAUAUUGAUGAUAAUUAUUUGGUACGUAAAUUCAUUAAAGCUUUAGAUUGGCUUAGUUUUUUUCCCCAAGGAAAAAUAUAUUUUUUUCUGCUGUGUACUGUUGGACAGUUCAAAUGCAUUUUAAGGCAGUGUAUAGCAUUUCUUCAAGGAGAAUAUUUUUAUAGCAUGUAACGUCCAACAAAAUAUAAACCUGUCAAGCCUGUUGAUGCAGGUGGGCGGCAUUAAAAGUUUGGCAUUGUUCGGAAGUAUAGAUACGUUGUUGCCUUUUGAUAGAAUGCACAAAGCAAGAGCUGUAAUCAUGUCGAGACAGGCUUUCUGCAGGGCUUUUAAAGGCCUUCUUGCUGCCCACAGUUACAUCAGUAACCUGUCCUCGCAGCACCUUUUAGUUCAUAUUUUUAUUUAUUUAUUUAUUUUUUCAUUUUUAGGUUGUGUAAUUAAGUAAGUAUAUUUUGUUUUUUUGCAUUAGAGCACAGUAGCCUCUUUAUUGCAAUGUGUGUGGGCUGAUUGCUAAUGCACCUGUUUUGAGAUUUGUUCAGAGUGUUUAAAAGCACAAUAAGACGCUUUCGCUGAAGACCAAA
Anguilla rostrata (American eel) is the source of this 3370-nucleotide messenger RNA. RefSeq names its product ferric-chelate reductase 1b (gene frrs1b). The transcript is spliced from 16 exons. Lineage: Eukaryota; Metazoa; Chordata; Actinopteri; Anguilliformes; Anguillidae. Gene Ontology annotation, cellular component: membrane. Bases 161 to 1957 code for a protein of 598 amino acids. The record is from RefSeq and is a predicted model, not a curated record.